Molecule: messenger RNA, 555 nt
Organism: Colletotrichum orchidophilum
Lineage: Eukaryota; Fungi; Ascomycota; Sordariomycetes; Glomerellales; Glomerellaceae
Exons: 1
Coding region: 1-555 (184 amino acids)
Source: RefSeq, a predicted model, not a curated record
AUGUCCUCUCAGCAAUCGUCAUACAAACCCCUCCCGCCCCCUCGGCGCAUCAUAACGACCCACAACGCGGCAGGCCAAGCAAUCCUCUCCACCUCCCUAGCCCCCGAAGUCCCCAAAGCCUCCGCGCCCGGCAUAGACCUCUACCUAGCUUACUCGUCCCCCUCCCUCCCCGCCCCGCUGCCCCAAGACGCCGAUCUCGCCGCCUACGAGACCCACCUCCCCAACAACAUCGGCAUCGCCCUCCCCGGCGGCCUCGCCGCCCGCAUCGUCGAUAUCCUGCCGGGCGGGCCCGACGUCCCGCUCCACCGGACCGAGAGCCUGGACACGGGCGUCCUGAUUGAAGGGGAGCUGGAGCUGGUGCUGGACAGCGGAGAGAAGACGGUCCUCAAGAGGGGGGACGUGUACGUGCAGAGGGGCACCAUGCACGGGUGGAGGAACUGUAGCGAGACGGAGACGGCGAGAUUCUUUGUGAUGCUUGCUGCGGCGGAGAUGCCCGUGUUUGAGGGGCAGAGGCUGGGCGAGGUGAUGCCUGUUCCCGACUCGGGGGCCGAGUAG